Cetraspora pellucida is the source of this 1146-nucleotide messenger RNA. The record is from the annotation of a GenBank genome assembly. Lineage: Eukaryota; Fungi; Glomeromycota; Glomeromycetes; Diversisporales; Gigasporaceae.
AUGUCUUAUUUAUUGUCAAAUUGCCAUUCUUCUGAUUACCAUUACAAUAAUGAUAUUUCUGAUACGGCUUUGGCUACCACGAUUCCUCAUUCUACGUUUUUAUUUAUUCAUCAGGUCAUUAACGGAUAUAUUUCUACGACAAUGCAUAAUAUGAUCAAUAAGACGAUUUUUCUUAAAUUAUAUAAACUUAUCACGCCACAUGUAGAUAAGAAUUAUAGAUACUUUCCACCGACCGCCUUCGAAAUUUAUACGCGUGAUACAUUCGCAAGAUACACUGACAACCUUAAGGACCACCAAAUAAAAGACAAAUUAGUAGAUUUAUCAGUUCAAAUUUGUCGCGAAUGGAAAUUCGCGUCGGCGGAAACAAAAGAAGUUUAUAGAGUAUUGGAAAGGUGUUCUCACAUAGUUUACGAAUAUAUGAUGAAAAUUUCUAGACAUGAUAAUCUAGAAAAAAAUUCUCUCAUUUCUAUUUCUUCACUGAUUCCACCUUCUACUUUUACAUCUAACACGAAUAAUCUCCGGCCAGAAUAUAAAAAUAAAUCUUUUGUAUCUUUUAUCGAUCAAACUGAUACACGUAACAAGACUCUAAAAAGACCUAUACAAAGUUCAACAAAACAAAGCUCACUCUCAGAUCAUACAAAUCACUCAAAUCAUGUGCAAUGCCCAUCUCAUAGACAACUUAUUUCUCGUAAUUUCCCAUAUCCAGAAAACCCGAUCUCCUCAAACACUCGAAAAUUAAAUCUCUUGCUACACGAAGAUUCUUCACCAUCUGAUAUCAUGGAUCCUUCAGCAUCUCAAUUUCAACUCGAUUUUGCAAAUGCAUUCUUUUAUGAAUCUUCAAAACGGUCGGUCAAACGCUUUCCAUCUAUUAAUAGAUCGUCUCAACCCUCAAUUGCUCCUCAAAUUCGACGAGAGUCCUUAACAAACACACCAACCAUUUCUUCUCGUUUUGGUUUUAGCAACUGCCAAUUCCCAUUAAUGCAGACUCCAUUAAUGCAGAUUAGAGAAAUAAGCCCCGUUUGUCCUAUUCAAAUAUUAGACAUGAAACCAGAUUUUUUGAACAAUGCAUACGAUCUAAAGCUAGUCAGGUCCAUUAAUGAAAAACUUGAAAUAGAUUUACAUUGUAAAGUUUCUUAUUCAUUGUAG